Messenger RNA from Polyodon spathula (Mississippi paddlefish), 3709 nucleotides. Its product is annotated as glycine dehydrogenase (decarboxylating), mitochondrial-like. The transcript is spliced from 25 exons. Lineage: Eukaryota; Metazoa; Chordata; Actinopteri; Acipenseriformes; Polyodontidae. Gene Ontology annotation, biological process: glycine decarboxylation via glycine cleavage system. Gene Ontology annotation, molecular function: lyase activity; glycine binding; pyridoxal phosphate binding. The record is from RefSeq and is a predicted model, not a curated record. Gene Ontology annotation, cellular component: glycine cleavage complex; mitochondrion. Bases 107 to 3205 code for a protein of 1032 amino acids.
UGUGGAGAAGGCUUCAGAGUUUUGCGACACAUGAGCGGUAACAUACUAAAAAUAAGCACUUUGGGAUUCCUGGGUAUAUAUUUUAAAAUACGUUUUAACUGGUACAAUGCAAAAGUGUUCAAAGUCUUGGGGUUUGCUGUCCAGGGCUGUUGGCAUGCAGUCCUGUAGCAUGAAGCUGUGCUGCAGAGGACGUGUUUUAAUGGGGAGAUGGCAAGCAAAAAAUGGGGUAAACAAUUUUCAGAAUAUCAGGUAUAUCAGUGUAAAUGGAAUAAGAGGCUGCGCUGUUUCCACAACUUCAAGACAGAUUGAUAAAAUACUACCCCGACAUGAUGAUUUCUCCGAAAGACACAUUGGACCAGGCGACAAAGAAAAACGAGAAAUGCUCGGCACUUUGGGUCUCGAGAGUAUUGAGGAAUUAAUUGACAAAACAGUUCCAUCAAGCAUCCGUUUGCGACGGAGUAUGAAAAUGGAUGACCCAGUUUGUGAGAACGAAGUUUUAGAAACUCUAUACAAGAUAGCAAGCAAGAACAAGAGCUGGCGGUCCUACAUUGGAAUGGGUUACUACAACUGCUCAGUGCCACAGGCCAUUCAGCGCAACCUGCUGGAAAACUCUGGAUGGGUUACCCAGUACACUCCAUACCAGCCUGAAGUAUCCCAGGGGCGCCUGGAAAGCUUGCUGAACUACCAGACGAUGGUGUGUGACCUCACAGGCAUGGAUGUGGCCAAUGCCUCCCUAUUGGAUGAAGGUACUGCAGCGGCUGAGGCCAUGCAGCUGUGUCACAGGCACAAUAAGAAAAUUAAGUUUUACAUCGACCCACGCUGCCACCCUCAGACAAUCGCAGUGGUGCAGACAAGAGCCAACUACAUUGGAGUGAUCGCAGAGCUGAAGCAUCCCCACGAGAUGGAUUUCAGUGGUAAAGAUGUCUCUGGUGUGCUGUUCCAGUACCCAGAUACCGAGGGAAGAGUUGAGGACUUUGCAGGACUUGUAGACCGAGCGCAUCAAAAUGGGGCACUGGCAUGCUGUGCUACUGAUCUGCUGGCCAUGUGUGUCCUGAGACCGCCUGGUGAGUUUGGGGUGGACAUCACCCUGGGGAGCUCACAGAGGUUUGGAGUGCCACUCUGCUACGGAGGGCCCCAUGCUGCCUUUUUUGGGGUGAAAGGAAGCCUGGUUAGAAUGAUGCCCGGGAGAAUGGUGGGAGUCACAAGAGAUGCAGCUGGGAAAGAGGUGUAUCGGCUUGCUCUUCAGACACGAGAGCAGCACAUCAGGAGGGAUAAAGCCACCAGCAACAUCUGCACUGCUCAGGCACUGCUGGCAAACAUGGCAGCUAUGUAUGCCAUCUACCAUGGUUCACAGGGGCUGAAGCACAUUGCAAAGAGAGUACACAAUGCUACUCUAAUCUUGUCUGAAGGCCUUAAGCGUGCUGGACACAAGCUGGAACAUGAGAUGUUCUUUGACACCUUGAAGAUUCAGUGUGGAGUGGCCGCCAAAGAGAUCCUAGAUAGGGCUGCUCAGCGUCAGAUGAACCUCCGGCUCUACAGUGAUGAUAUGCUCGGAGUGUCCCUUGACGAGACGGUGACCGAGAGAGAUUUAGACGACCUUCUUUGGGCGUUUGGAUGUGAAUCCUCUGCGGAGUUGAUUGCUGAAAAAAUGGGGGAUGAAAAAAGAGGCAUCUUCGGAACCCCUUUCAAAAGGACAAGCAGUUUUCUCUCGCAUAUGGUUUUUAACAGUUAUCGCUCUGAAACUAAUAUUGUUCGCUACAUGAAAAGACUGGAGAACAAAGACAUUUCCCUUGUACACAGCAUGAUACCAUUGGGUUCUUGCACCAUGAAACUCAACAGUUCUUCUGAACUUUCACCAAUCACUUGGAAGGAGUUUGCGAACGUCCAUCCUUUCGUGCCUCUAGAUCAGGCUCAGGGCUACCAGCAGCUUUUCAGGGAACUGGAGCGGGACUUGUGUGAAAUCACUGGUUACGACAAAAUCUCCUUCCAGCCAAACAGUGGAGCACAAGGAGAAUAUGCUGGCCUGGCUGCCAUUAAAGCCUUUUUAAACGCAAAAGGAGAAGCACACAGGACAGUUUGCCUCAUUCCAAAAUCUGCUCAUGGCACAAACCCAGCCAGUGCACAGAUGGCAGGGAUGAAGAUCCAGUCGGUUGAAGUGGAUAAAAACGGAAGCAUUGAUGUCGCGCACUUAAAAGCCAUGGUGGACAAGCACAAAGAAAACCUGGCUGCUAUCAUGAUCACCUACCCAUCGACAAAUGGUGUGUUUGAGGAGAAUGUUAGUGAUGUUUGCGACCUGAUUCACCAUCAUGGAGGCCAGGUCUACCUUGAUGGCGCCAAUAUGAACGCUCAGGUGGGACUGUGUCGUCCUGGUGACUACGGAUCUGAUGUCUCUCACCUAAACCUGCACAAAACAUUCUGUAUUCCCCACGGAGGGGGUGGCCCUGGAAUGGGACCCAUUGGAGUAAAACAACACCUUGCCCCAUACUUGCCCAGUCAUCCAGUUAUUCCUCUGUCGUCUGACGACAAGGCCCGAUCCCUGGGCACCAUUAGUGCUGCACCGUGGGGUUCAAGUGCAAUUUUACCCGUCUCCUGGGUGUAUAUCAAGAUGAUGGGAGCCAGAGGUCUGACACAUGCAACUGAAAUUGCCAUACUGAAUGCGAACUACAUGGCAAAGAGACUAGAAAGCAAAUACAAAAUCCUUUUCAGGGGUGCAAGAGGAUGUGUUGCUCAUGAAUUUAUCCUUGAUGUGAGACCAUUCAAGAAAUCUGCCAACAUUGAGGCUGUAGAUGUUGCUAAGAGACUACAAGACUAUGGGUUUCACGCCCCGACAAUGUCAUGGCCAGUCAGUGGUACACUGAUGAUCGAGCCCACAGAGUCAGAGGACAAGGCUGAGCUGGACAGAUUCUGUGACGCCUUGAUCAGCAUCCGACAGGAAAUCGCUGACAUUGAGGAGGGCAGAAUGGACUCCAGGAUUAACCCUCUAAAGAUGUCCCCUCACACAUUGGCUUGCAUUUCAUCUUCCAACUGGGAUCGCCCCUACUCCAGAGAAGCUGCAGCUUUUCCAUUGCCCUUUGUGAGACCAGAGAGUAAGUUUUGGCCCACCAUUGCCCGGAUAGAUGACAUCUACGGAGAUCAGCACUUGGUCUGCACUUGCCCGCCAAUGGAAGCUUAUGAAUCUCCAUUUGAACAAAAAAUGGCUUCAUGAAGCUUUACGCAAGGCACUCAAGCUGACAAAAGAUCAGAAACUGAGCAAACCUGUCAAUGAGAAGGGUAUCAUAAUUGUGUUCAGCGGCUAAUAACUUUUUACAAACCAAUUUCUUUGUGCCAGCAUCUAGGCUAACAUAUUUGGUGCUUCAAAAAACUACAGCACUGACUACAACCUAUAGUUGCCUUGACAACCUCUGCACCUUGCUAAACUAAUAACUGUAAUGUUUGUGAUUUACUAUUUGAACAUACUGUACUAUAGUGUACUACCUAUUCUAGUAUUAUAUGGUCUUAUUAAAAAAAUAUUAUGGGAUAUCCUUAAGUGUGUGUGUCUCUUGGAAUGUGAUGUGUUUUUUUUUUUUUUUUUUUUUUUUUAAAUGUAGUGUGUAAUUUUUAAGAGUGUAAACGAAUUGCUUUUAAUUGAAUCAGCUUUUCCUAAUAACAUGUUUUAAAUUGAAUUUUUAAAGGGUGUUGCAGCAUUCCAAUAAAGAAUAUAAUUUUGAAA